AUGGCCCCGACUGCAUGUGUAUCGCAUGCUGAACUAUGCACCAUCAAACAGGACUAUCUUAAUAGUCUAGACCAUCACGGUCAGGUUAGCAGCCAUGGAGAGGACGACUUGUUGCAAUCUCGGUUGACGGCCAAGGAAUUGGUUCUGGAUGUGCUGAAGAAACGGGCCACCGAGGUGGAUGUGGACCGCUGUGGCCCUGGGGAGGAGGAUGCGUUCUAUGUCGCGGACAUGGGCGAGGUGUACCGCCAGCACCUGCGCUGGAAGAUGAAUUUGGGUCGCGUCAAGCCCUUCUAUGCGGUCAAGUGUAACCCGGACCCGGAGGUUCUUCGCCUCAUGGCCGAGCUCGGAAAUGGGUUUGAUUGUGCGUCCAAGUCUGAGAUCGAACUGGCUCUGCAGGCCGGUAUCGAGCCAAGCCGCAUCAUCUAUGCCCAGCCCUGCAAGACCAAGUCCUACCUGCGGUUCGCCGCCGAGGCAGGCGUCAAGCAGAUGACUUUUGACAAUGCCGACGAGCUGUACAAGAUCAAGGCGACUUUCCCCGACGCCGAGCUGUACCUCCGCAUUCUGACGGAUGACUCUACCAGCCUGUGCCGGCUGAGUAUGAAGUUCGGCGCUUCCCUAGAUGUGGCCCAGCAGCUGCUCGAGCUGGCACACCAGCUCGAACUCAAGGUUGUCGGCGUCAGCUUUCACGUUGGCUCCGGCGCAGAGGACCCUACUGCUUUCCUCAAGGCGGUCCAGGAUGCGCGACUGGUGUUCGACCAGGCUGAGGAAGUGGGCCACGUACUCCACACCCUGGAUGUCGGCGGUGGUUUCUGCCAGUCGAGUUUCGAGAAGUUUGCCGGUAUCUUGAGCGAUGCUCUAGAUAGCUACUUCCCGCCGCACAUCCGCAUCAUCGCCGAGCCGGGUCGCUACUACGUCGCCAGCGCGUUCACCCUCGCUGCCAAUGUCAUCGCGCGGCGCGAUGUCCCGGACCCGCUGGACCCCUCCCGCGAUGCGUACAUGCUGUACCUGAAUGACGGCGUCUACGGCAACUUCUCGAACAUUAUUUUCGACCACCAGCACCCCGUGGCCCAGGUUCUCACCAGCGCCGCGGACCAGCCUGCCUCCCGGGGCUCUCCGAAUCCUGCGACUUCGGAGAGCAUCUCGUACUCGAUCUGGGGCCCGACCUGCGACGGCAUCGACGUCAUCUCCGAGCGCAUCGACCUGCCGGGUCUUCUGAAUGCGGGCGACUGGCUCUACUUUGAGGAUAUGGGCGCCUACACCAAGUGCAGCGCUACUCGUUUCAAUGGGUUCUCCGAUAACCACGAGGUGAUCUAUAUUUCCAGCGAGACUGGUGCUUCUGCUCUCCUCAACUAUUAA
Messenger RNA from Penicillium lagena, 1356 nucleotides. RefSeq names its product type III PLP-dependent enzyme. The record is from RefSeq and is a predicted model, not a curated record. Gene Ontology annotation, molecular function: ornithine decarboxylase activity. Gene Ontology annotation, cellular component: cytoplasm. The transcript is spliced from 2 exons. NCBI's taxonomy places the organism in Eukaryota, Fungi, Ascomycota, Eurotiomycetes, Eurotiales, Aspergillaceae. Bases 1 to 1356 code for a protein of 451 amino acids.